Nothoprocta perdicaria is the source of this 2204-nucleotide messenger RNA. RefSeq names its product skin secretory protein xP2-like. The record is from RefSeq and is a predicted model, not a curated record. The transcript has 5 exons. Bases 1 to 1494 code for a protein of 497 amino acids. Lineage: Eukaryota; Metazoa; Chordata; Aves; Tinamiformes; Tinamidae.
AUGGAGAAACUGGCUACCCAGUACCAGCAGCCACUGGGCAGGARACACCAGGAACUCGCAGUUGAGAGCCAAGGUCUCAAGGAAGGCCCCAGCUCCAACCACAACAGUUUGUCUUUUGAACCAGAAGCACAAGAAACCGCAGACGAGCUGCAGGCGCGCGUGGAGGCGCGGGGCACGCAGGCCGCCGUCUUCAAGUUCUACCAGUUCCUCAAGUGCCGCCGCGGCUGGGUGGCCGACCUCAUCCGCGCGCUGCACCGCAACAACGCGGGCCACCUGGCCGAGGAGCUGCAGCGCGUCUACGACCGCCACCGGCCCCGCGAGCGGCGGCCGGGCCCGGCCCCGGGCCCCGCCGGCUCCCCCGCCGCCAGCAGCGCUCCCGGCCCCUCCGCCUGGGAGCCGGAGGCCGCCGCGGCUCCCACGGAGGAGCGUCCGCACCGGGAUGCGACGGUGCUCAGCCGCGAGGAGAGCUCGGCACCCGGCACGACAUCGGAACCCGGCAGGGCCUCGGAUUCCAGCACAGCUUUGGGUUCCGGCACAACCCUGGGCUCCGGCACAGCCUCCGCACCCGGCACAGCCCCGGACUCCAUCACGGCCUCGGACUCCCGGGUCCCGGUGCAGGAAUCGCUGCCGGCCAACGGCGGCCCCCUCCGCAUCCAGCAGCAGCUCCAGGCGGAGCAGAAGCAGCCCGGGACGCUGCGGGAGCACGAGGGGGAUGGAGCCCCCCGGGAUGCUCGCGGAGGUGCUCGGGUGGAUCCAGCCCCUCCGGUUUCUAUCCCAGCAGCCGCAUCCACAUCCAGCAGCUCUUCGGAGGCUCCGGCAGCCAAGGCUGAAGCGCCGGCGGGGCCGGAGGCCGGCGGCGCCCCGUCCCUGCGGCCGCGGGGGGAAGAACCUCCUGCCUUGCUGGAGACGAGGUGGGAGGCCCUGUCCCUGCUGCGAGGGCGCCGCUCUUGUCUCCCAAAGGUGCAUCCGGCCUCCGCAGACACCUUCCUGGUGAGCCCUGCGGGGACAGCGGACACGGAGCUCAGCAAGCCGGGCGUCCUGCUCUCCGUGAUGGGGCUGGACGGACACCCGGCCUUCCCAGUGCCCAGCGGUCCCUACUCGGGGGACUCCGACCGCCUGCAGAUCAGCAGCGACCCGCUCAUGAUGAGCACGGAUGACUCCCUGCCUCCAGCGCCUCAUGCCGACCCUCGGGAAGAGCAGGGAACGGGAGCGAGAUCCCGCCCGCCUCCGGACUGGGAUGAAGCUUCCCUGCGCACCCACGAGCUCCAGGUAGAGCAUUGCCCCAGUGUCCCCCUGGGAGCACCCCUGGAGGGAGACGCUCCCUUGGGAGACCCUGCAGCUUCGGCCACGAGCGGGUCCAGCAGGUCCCAAGGCAGAGUUCCCCCGGGGGACGUCAGGGGGGACGUGUCCUCCUCGUCAUACGUGGCGCCAGCCRUGGGCGUCGCGCUGCUCUCCGCCUUGGCUUUUCUGGUUUACAGCCGACUGCAGAAAUAGCCCUGGAGCAGAGAGAAAAGGGGAUGUUGCUGCCAGCGCUCGCCCCGUGCGAUUCCUCUUUGGGGCAGGAGUUCAGCCAGAGUGCUGGAAACCUGAGGGGCCUCCCUGGAAGGUUUUGCUGGAAGAGGCCUUGGCUGCCUGGUGCUGUUGGGCUUGGUGGGUUCCUGCUUCCCUGUCCUUGUCUUGGCCGUUCUCCUGGUGGGGUCGCAAGGGGAGCGAUCCCCUGAGUUGGAAAUCGAAGCCUUCCUAGUCAUUGCUCAGGUCUCCCUUAUUAAGCCCCCAAAGACCCCAGGGAGAUGUUUCCUGGUGGUCCAAAGAGUGGCUUUCCAGGUGCCAGGAAGAGUUUUGCCUACGUCCUGAAGGAGUGGAGCCGAUUUUGUUGGCUCUGCUCAGCCCUCUUGACUUGAGAAUGUGCCCGAGGGCCUGGGCAGCCCUCACCAGGUGCCCAACCUCACGUUUGCCUUAACUUCCACCCUCCCCGGGCCAUAGCAGUGUCUCCUGCUGCCGGGAGGAUCUAGCGAAGCAAAGUUAAUGGAAAGGGGAAGCUCGGCGUCUCCAAGGGGCUUCCCGUGGUGGGAAUGCGACAGGACAACCCACAUCCGUGCUUUUGCUUGGAGCAUCCUGCCUUUCCCUCRUGGCACAGGGUCUGUUUAGCUCCGCUGUGUCCAGCCCGCCUAGGAGCCCACGGUAGAUGUGACAGGAUCUGUGAG